AUGGCAACAAAUAGGCCAACUGGUAUGGGUUAUCAAACAAGUCUUCAUUUCUAUCGAGUCGCCAAUGAAAUUAUAAGUUAUGUAAAUUCGAUACAUGAAUAUGAAGCCUUAAGUUCAGCAGAUGAUCGAUGGUAUGAUUCUUAUGGUACAAUGAAAACUGGUGCUGAAAGACGUCGCACCCAUGUUACUCAUGCACGACCACCUACAUUCCGUUCAACACAUAUGUCUAGAACUUCAUCAUCAAGCACUCGACGAAGUGUUUCACGUGGCUCUCGAUAA
Molecule: messenger RNA, 279 nt
Organism: Rotaria sp. Silwood1
Lineage: Eukaryota; Metazoa; Rotifera; Eurotatoria; Philodinida; Philodinidae
Source: the annotation of a GenBank genome assembly